Messenger RNA from Scophthalmus maximus (turbot), 3070 nucleotides. RefSeq names its product prolactin receptor b (gene prlrb). Gene Ontology annotation, cellular component: external side of plasma membrane. Gene Ontology annotation, molecular function: cytokine receptor activity; protein binding. The transcript has 9 exons. The record is from RefSeq and is a predicted model, not a curated record. Lineage: Eukaryota; Metazoa; Chordata; Actinopteri; Pleuronectiformes; Scophthalmidae. Bases 468 to 2081 code for a protein of 537 amino acids. Gene Ontology annotation, biological process: cytokine-mediated signaling pathway.
GCAACCCAUUUUCACAAAAUCUGGCAACCCAACUUCUUGAUGGUUUCUAUCUCUUCCUGCUUGCAGCUGGAGGAUGAUACCUGGCAGUGCUGCAUAGACAUCUCAUGUUUUUUUUGUUUUUUUUUUAUAAAACCAGGCAUCGUACUGAAAGAAGUCGGCGAAAAACGAAACGAAAUCCAUACGGGAGUGAGACAUCUCGUUUCGGCUGUUCUCGGGUGCGACGCGGGUGAGUGGUCAACAAGCCCCUCCCCCUCCGCCGUGACGAAGACGACACCUCUCCUGUUCCCCGUGUGUCGUGAUCACACCUGAGCUCCCGGGGACACCUGUGCGCAGGUGUGAGACGGAGAGGGUCGUCGCGACGUGAACGUUUCCCUCUGCAUUUGUGUCACUGUCGACUCAAUGUAGUUCAUUCAGCGAGAGUCGGAGGUCGACACCCGUCCCAAAGCGGAGCGAGGUGGGUGUGAACCAUGAGGGGACACAACAUGACGGUUUGUGCCAGGAUGAGGAGAGAUCUUGGGCUGGCACUGCUCUUGCUGCUGUCCGCAGCUGUAGAGUCCGACGGCAUGUCUCCACCAGGGAAACCGGUCUUCCUCGGCUGCAGGUCCCCUGAGAAGGAGACAUUUACCUGCUGGUGGGAGCCGGGCUCUGGCGGAGGGCUGCCGACCACGCACCGGCUCUACUACGAGAGAGAAAAACUGGAAGGAACACACGAGUGUCCAGACUACCACUCGGCAGGGAAGAACUCCUGCUUCUUUGACAAGGACCACACCUCCAUCUGGGUGGAUUACUAUCUGACAGUGGUGGCCUCCAAUGCCCUGGGGAACGCCACUUCAGGCCACUUUAAGAUGGAUGUAAUGGAAAUCGUGAAGCCCAACGCUCCUGAAAACGUCACUCUGCAGGUGAUGAAGAGAGAGGACAAUCCAUACCUCCAUGUCAGAUGGGAGCAUCCCCAUAACACAGACACCAAGUCCGGAUGGGUCACAAUUAAAUAUGAACUAAGAGUUAAACACAGGAACAACAACGAGUGGAAGGAGUACACGUCAGGUACACAAACCCAGUUCAACCUGUACAACAUCAAUCCCGGGGAAAUGUACGUGGUUCAGGUGCGCUGUAGAUUAGACCAUGGCUCCUGGAGCGAGUGGAGCAACUCUACGUCUGUGAAAACCUUUAACUAUCCUCAGAAUGACAAGCCCUUUUGGAUAUUGGUUUCCGCCCUCUCUACGGUUCCAUUUCUAACAGCCAUGUGUAUCUUGGUCAUAAAGAGGAAAUAUGUGAAGAAGGUUCUUCUGCCUCCGGUUCCUGGUCCAAAGAUAAGAGGAAUCGAUGUUCAACUUCUCAAGAGGGGGAGAUCUGAAGAUGUCAGCAAUGCCCUGAUCAUCAACCAGGGCUUUCCUUCUGUGCCAGCCUGGAAGGACGAGAUCGAGGAUUACCUAAUCGUGUCCGAUGACGUACUUCUGCCUGACCCUCACAGAAAGAAGAAAAGCUUGACCGUUGCCGCUGGCUUUCACUUAAACUUGGAAAUCCAAUGUAAGGAGUCCCUGGGCCAACGUGACUGGGAGAAAGCCGAGGAAAGAAAGAACGGAAUCGAUACAUUCCCACCCCAGUUGCCAACUCAGAAACAGCUGUGCCCGAAUGUGACCUUCGUACACGCAGAGGCAACAGAUCAGAGGUGGCCAAUCCACGACGCCGCCGCUGAGAGCACUGUGCAACUUCUCGCGCCCACCGGUUAUGUGGAUAUUCAGAGACAUAAGAGCAUGCAGGAGGAGGCGGACGGCAAUGAGAUGGACUACACCAGAGUGAACGAUGGCAAUAUUCUCAUCCUCCAAAAAGACAAGUUCCCAGGCUGCAUGGAUGUUCAGAGGCAAGAGGAGAACAUACCAGAGGACUACAGCAGGGUGAAAGAGGUCGAUGGUGACAACAAGGUCCUCUUGCAGAGACAAAGCUUCUCCGCUGACUCCUCCUGUGGGGAGAAGGGUACCCCCUACACCGACUGCACCAAUAAGAAGCCAAUAAAUCCUCAUGUACCUGGACCCAGUAAAGUGGAGCUCAUCGGUAGCGGAUAUGUAGACACUAUAUACUAAGUUUUUCUUCCAUAUGCUAUGUCUACAAUACAAAUGGCAGAUGUCCCUUGUGAUUUACGAGGGAAAAAGAAAAAGGCCGCGAGGCAUGGAUGGAUUUCGAUGACAUUUGGUAGACAUUCAGGGUCACCAGAGGAGGAACCAAUACUGGGUUUUCCUCUGUUACCAUUUUGUAGUUCAGAGUGAAAUGUCUUGGCAACUAUUUGAUGGAUCGCUGUGAUAUUUGCAACAAGUAUGCAGGGUUUCUUGACUAAGGUCAUGAUGAUCCUCCAACUUGUCCUUUAGGUCAAAUUUUCCACUCAUUCACGGAAAUAGCUUGAUGAUGGAUGGACAUAAAGUUCUGUUCUGAUUGGGUUCCCAGUAAAGGGAUCACUUUUUCACAAGCAGGAUGAUAUUUUUGGUUCCUAUGGUGAAAUAUGGGAUGGAUUGUCAUUUGGUACAGACAUUCAUGUUUCCCACAGGGUUACUAUGCACAAUUUUGGUGAUUUCCCCCAACUUUCCUCCAGCACCACCAUGAUGUUUGACAUUUCUGUUUUUUUGUGUUAAGUUAUCUACCCACAUUCAAGGUCACUAGAGAAUGAACAGGACGUUUGCUAACAUGGUAAACAUGAAACAUUAUGAACAUAGCUAUGUCAGUUUUGGCUUCAUAGAACACCUGUCAGUUGGAUCAUUUUUGAAUUUGGAAAGAUGGUGGGAAUCACCAGACGUGAGUAGUCGGUGGUGAAACCAUUACAUCAUGGUUUUGCUUUGUUGCUUUUGCCUCAGGCUAAGGAAAAUUCCAUUCUGGUUUGUGCAUGGGAAAGAGAGCUGCUUCCCUGAAGGUCAUUGCAUACACUACAACACAAUACUUUAAAUGAGAUGAUACAUUCUAAUGCAACAAGCAUAUUUGAAUUCAUAAAAAUUGAUCUUGAAAAAAGUAAACUCGGCACAAACUGUUGUUCCUUAUAAUCAAUUUAUUUCAUAAUAAACAAUAUUUAUUUUGCAGGACACAA